Molecule: messenger RNA, 3290 nt
Organism: Myxozyma melibiosi
Lineage: Eukaryota; Fungi; Ascomycota; Lipomycetes; Lipomycetales; Lipomycetaceae
Product: Metalloenzyme, LuxS/M16 peptidase-like protein
Exons: 2
Coding region: 40-3231 (1063 amino acids)
Molecular function (GO): metal ion binding
Source: RefSeq, a predicted model, not a curated record
GUAGAUAUAUCUUGGAUAGAGCAAUUAGUACAAUUCACAAUGACUUCAGGUAGAAGCAACAGCCUCUCUCUCAUCGCAGACAUCUCCCCAUCCUACUGUCCCUCCCGCGUCCGCAAAUGGUUCUCCUCCCGCACCGGCCUCCAGCUCGUGCUCGUGGACCAGGACCGGCCCAUCGUCGAGGGCUACUUUGCUGUCGCGACCGAGAUCGAGGAUGAUUCCGGCUGUCCUCAUACUCUCGAACACCUCAUCUUCAUGGGAUCCGCCGAUCAUCCCUACAAAGGCCUCCUCGACACCCUCGGCAACCGCGCCUUCUCCUCCACAAACGCAUGGACGGCCACAGACUCAACCGUCUACACCCUCUCCACCGCAGGCUGGCAGGGCUUCCGCUCCCUUCUCCCCGUCUACCUCGACCAUCUCGUGCGCCCGACGCUCUCCGACGCGGCCUGCUACACCGAAGUCUACCACGUCGACGGCAAGGGUCAUGAGAAGGGCGUCGUCUUUAGCGAAAUGCAGGGCGUCGAGAACGAGGCUUCGACCAUCGCGAACCUCCACGCAAAGAAGAUUCUCUACCCCGACUCAUCUGGCUACUCCUCCGAGACCGGCGGCCUCAUGGGCGCCCUGCGCGUGCUCACGAACGACCGCAUCAGACAAUUCUACGAAGCCCUCUACCGCCCCGACAACCUCUGCCUCAUCAUCGUCGGCUCCGUCGACGCCGACGAGCUUCUCGAGACCGUUGCCGAAUUCGACGCCACCCUGCCAGAUCUCGACCCUGCCUCUAAAAAACCCCGGCCGUUCGUCGACUCGCCGCCCGUGCCCCGGCUCCAGCAAACGACCGUCAAACUCGUCGAUUUCCCAGACAAAGACGAGUCCUCCGGCCACGUCCUCAUCUCCUUCCAAGGCCCGCCGGCCACCGACGUGCUCACAAACACGGCGCUUCAUGUGCUGCUGACCUACCUCACCGAAUCAGACGUCUCGCUGCUCCGCAAGAAGCUAGUCGAGAUCGAAGUCCCGCUCGCGACCGAGAUCGAGUCUUACACCGAAGACUUCAUCGACACCGAACUCGACCUCUGGCUCCGCAACGUGCCCACAUCCAAACUCGAGCUCGUGCACGCGACCCUGUUUGACGUUCUUCGCGAGCACGCCGACGCUGCUCGCAACGAGUUUGAUCUCGGCCGCAUGCGCGACGUCAUCCGUCGCGAAAAGCUGCAGUUCAUGCUCCAUUCCGAGCGGUACCCGUCCACGCUCGCGACCCUGGCAAUCACCGACUUUCUCUACGGCGACCGCGAGACUGGAAAGUCACUCGUCAACCUCGUCGGCGACCUCGACGACUACGAGACCGUGCUGGGGUGGGAGGUCAGCGACUGGCUUGAUCUGAUGCACAAGUGGCUGCUCGACGUUCCGCACGUCGCGAUCCUCGCGCAGCCAUCGGCUUCGCUGGCCAAGAAAAUCAGAUUGGACGGCAAAGAGCGCGUGCGCAAGACGCGCGAAGAGCUAGGCGAGCAAGGGCUCGAGCAGCUGGCAAAGAAGCUAAAGUCCGCGCAGGACGAGAAUAACCGCAAGAUCCCCGACGACCUGCUCGAGCAGUUCCCUGCGCCGGAUCCGGCGAAAGUGCGGUUCAUUAAGACUGCUACGGGAAGAGCGGGGCUUGCGCUGGCGGAGGGGCAGCAGCAGAGUGGGAGCGAGGUGCAGGAGAUUCUUGAUAAGGACGGAGCGAGAGAGGCGCCGGUGUAUGUGCACUACGAGCACAUAAAGUCCAACUUUGCAACCCUGUCGGUCGUGCUUUCGACGUCAGUUGUUCCCGAGGACAAACUCCCGCUGCUCAACAUCCUACUCGCCAAUUUCUACGCGACCCCGAUCGAGCUCGACGACGGCAGCGUGCUGGAUUACGAGGCGGUAGUGACGCGACUGAAGCGCGACACGCUCUCAAACUCGUACUCGAGCGGCUACGACGGCGAGUUUGACGAGCUGCUCACACUCGAUUUCGAGUUUGUCCCCGAAAACUACGCAAAGGUGGUGGACUGGCUGCGGCUGCUGAUGUGGCGGUCAAAGUUCGACGUCGCGAGGCUGCAGAUUGUGGUCGAGAAGAUGGCGAUGGGGAUUCCCGAGAUGAAGCGUACGGGGACGACGGUGGUGCGGUCUGCGACGCGGAGGCUGCUGUUUACACCGCGGUCGGCGGCGCGGGUGCUCGACGAGCUGGAUUUUGAGGAUCGGUUGCAGGAGGUCAGCGCGCUGUUGAAGAGUGAUCCGCAGGCGGUCGUCGACGAGUUGGAGCAGAUCCGAGCCGCGCUGUUCACGGUCGAAAACAUGAGACUGAUUGUAUGCUCUGAUGUGACGAAGCUAGUCGAUCCCGUGUCGUCGUUCACAAAGAUCUUGCUUAAAGACAAGAAGUCAGCAGCAGCAGCCUCGCUCGUGCCAAUCACCCGCACGCUCGAGAACCUGACUCCCGAAGGCGCAAGUCUGGGCGGGAAAGCAUAUCUCCUGCCGGUCCCCUCGACCGAGUCCUCGUACGCAACCGUAUUUGCAAACGGCCCGACCGCGUUCGACGACGCGGACGUGCACGCGAUCGCGGUCGCAUGCUCGUACCUCGAAGCGGUCGAGGGCCCGUUCUGGCGGGGUAUCCGCGGCGACGGACUUGCGUACGGCGCCGGGAUGCUGCGGUCGAUUGAGUCAGGGCGGAUCGGGUUCCGGGUGUAUCGGGCCGCGGACGCGUUGGUUGCGAUUGAGCGGGCGCGGGAGAUUGUGGGCGGGUACGCGGCUGGCAAGACUGAGUUUGAAAAGUUGCUGGUCGAGGGAGCUGUGAGCAUGAUUGUGUCUGCUGCGGCGGAGGCGGAUAAUAACCCGGUCGACGCGGCGGAGCGCAAGUAUUUACAGGAGGUGAUUAAGGGAUUAGGCAGUGGUGCGAACGAGAAGUUUUUGGCGGGGAUCAGGGAGGUUACGAGCGAGGAUCUGGUGCGGGUUAUGAAGCGGUGGUUUGUGCCGUUGUUUAGGACGGAGAGCGCGAGCGUGUUUGUGGCGUGUAAUCCGAGUAAGACGGAGGGGUUGAGGGGGGAUUUUGAGAGGUUGGGGUAUGAGGUUGUUGUUGAUCCGUUUGAUAGUUUGAAGAGGGUGGGGGAGGAGGGGAGUGAGGAGGAGAGUGAGGAGGGAAGUGGGGAGGGGAGUGAGGAGGAGGAGGAUUCGAGUGAUGAGGAGGAGAGCGAGGAGAGUGAGGAUAGCGACGAUGAUAGCGAUUAGAUGUACAUACACACAUACACACAUACAUAAAUACAACAACAACAAUAACAGCGAUAUCC